This is a messenger RNA of Varroa destructor (honeybee mite), 2782 nucleotides long. RefSeq lists its product as uncharacterized. Gene Ontology annotation, biological process: intracellular signal transduction; peptidyl-serine phosphorylation. Gene Ontology annotation, molecular function: protein binding; ATP binding; protein serine/threonine kinase activity. The record is from RefSeq and is a predicted model, not a curated record. Lineage: Eukaryota; Metazoa; Arthropoda; Arachnida; Mesostigmata; Varroidae.
UACUCAGUUGGUUGAAACCUGCGAUUGCUAUGCCCCAGCCGAUGUUGACAGACGGAAUCCCACUGGAUGCUGUGUCCCCGCCGCAAUCGGCUCCAAAUACUUCAUCAGAUGCCGAGCUCGAACGGGAGUGGGAAAUUUUGGGCGUCCUCGGUCCGUUGGCAGCAAGCAAAAGGUCUGCCGCUCUCAUGCUGGUCAUAAAUUUUAUGCCCAGGAUAGUGCACUCCUGCACAGCCAUGUUACGGGCCUUUAUUCCAAUGGUUAACAAGUGUCAACUGGAUGAAACACCGCGACAGUUUUUUGUGAAAGAACAAAGCCACUUGACUGCCUUACGACUCCUAAACGAUCUCAGAAAGCUUAAGCUGGAUUGUCGAUCGUUGGAUAAAUCGCUAGAGAACUUGAUGGCUUUGCAAGAGUAUGUCACAAUCGAUGCUCCCAUCACCGCAAAAGAGGCUGUAUGCGGGCAUGUUGUUCGGCUGUCAUUCUGUGUAGCAGAGUUGCAGGAAUGGCUUUCGCGUUUAGCAAAUGAGAUUCCCAUCGACUGGGAAGCCGUAACUAGCCACACAUUGAGUUGUUUCCGUAAUGAAAUACAAAACGGCUUUCCCUACCGGGCACAAAGUAGCCCUUCGUCCGAUCCCUCAGAACUAAUAGUUCGAUUGACUGAUUUUCAAAUCACCAGGCUUAUUGGUGCGGGAGGAUUCGGGAUGACUCAGAAAGCCACCAUUGGCGAUAUCGAAAUUAUCAUAAAGUUUGUUCCAGCAAGCAAGGUAGGCGUUCCAAGGUUUGCCUGCAUCGACAAAGUAGUAGCAUGUGUAGUGAACCAUCCAUGCUUGGUCAACAUCUUUGCAUGUUUUGCUGUACAAGACGCCUUCGUUACGUGUAUGGAGUACGUGCGCGGCGUAGACCUUCAUAAGGUGCUCAAGGUUUCAAAAGUGUUUCCUCGUGAUGUUUUGCAAUUAGUGGCCGCUCAGCUAGGACUUGCCAUUCAGCAUCUACAUUUCAAAGGUUUUAUUCAUCGUGAUGUUAAGCCUUCAAACGCAGUAAUUAUGCCUGAUUGCCGAGUUAAACUGAUCGAUUUCGACACUGCUAAGCUAUGCGAAGGCCGAUACGUAAGCCUGACUGCCUAUUGGCGUAAUACUGCUCGCGAAAUUGGAGAUAGGGAGCAUGCCGGAACGUUACACUUUUACGCACCUGAGGCAGUUAAAAAGGAACCGUACGGGAGGGCCAUAGAUUGGUGGGCUCUCGGAGUGACCGUGUUCCAGCUGGCAAACGGAUGGAUACCCUUUCGUAAGACGAGAGUGGUUCGUCAGCUCCGAGACAAGAUUUGUCAGGGUCUGCUGAAAUGGAACCCUGUAGCUCAUCUGCUACCGGAAGACAAGGCCCUUAUAUCAAGCCUUCUUCACCGCAACCCACAGGCCCGCCUGUGCAGCCGAAACUACGCUGAUUUUCAAAGCCACGUUUCAUUCAAGGGUAUCAACUGGCAACACUUAGAAAGAGGUGAUCUCAGAAUCGACUUCCCAACUGUGAAAAAGUGUAUGGCACCUUCGAAAGAUUAUUUAGGCCAGUACUCGCCAGUCACCUCACCCGAGGCAGAAAAAAGGAAACAAAAAUUGUUUAGCGUUGAAGUUUUCAAGGAGGUGAAAGAGCACUAUAAGCUGUAUACCUUCACAACGAGACGCUUCCAGGAGUGCAUUCAAAAGCAUAGAGCUGGUAUAGUCGUCGAAGCAGAAGACCUCUUCGAAGAGCCCGAACUUCUCACAAGCCCUUCUCUUCAGCUUGCGACCUCUGCUGCUGAAACAUGUCAGGCCAUUGAUGUUCGCAUAAUAUUAUGUGGUAACAGUCCUUUACCUGAGGGGGCUGGCUUCAGCGUCAUAAAAGAACCUUGCUUGUCAGGCGCCAAACUUGACAUUGUUCAUAACGUGACAGCAGGGUCACCCGCACAACAAGCCGGACUUCUUCGCAGCGAUAUAAUUUUAAAAUGGAGAGAAGCGCGUUUAUCCAACAACAAUCGCGAACUACGCCUACAGAUCUCAUCGCUAGGAACUCUGCGAGCUAUGAACUCAAGACGAUUCAAGCGACUCUUAUACAAUUUACCAAGGCUUCAGGUCCAAAUACGGUCUCUUAAUCAGAACGUGGAAGGUAGUUCUUGCCCAAGCGAUUUCGGAAUUGUCGUUGGCGUAGCACGGUACUGGAGUUCAGCUCAGCCUCAAAACCAAGUUCUGGUAGUCAUUCAAACAAUGCGUGAAAUGGACGCUCAUCCCAGGAUUUUCCCUGGCGAUGUAAUCACAGAAAUAUCCUUGAAACCUGUUCCGGAAAUAAUUACGCCGGAAGUGCUAGAUUACUUCCGAACUAAAAAGGAUUUUCUUUUGCUUCAGGUGGCACCAGUAUCUGGUUUGCGGGUUUUGCGCGGCGGAUAUGGCUCCAGUGGCGCCGAAGAGGUCGAACGGCUUGAAGACGAACUCUUCAAGAAAAUCAAAACGGCCGGGUAUGGGACGAAACAAUCGUCUUACUUAUCGGAUUUCAAACUGGAGGAGGCUAGUCGAGGCACUGCGCUUUAAAGCAUCAGUUAACCUCUACCAAAUAUAGGCUGAAAGCUGAUUGUGGUCGAAACAGAAAUCAAACUUGGGGCAAAACCUGUGAGAGUCGUUCAUCCAAAAAAGCUCAGGUAUUCCAGCGUUUCUUUUCAGAUCGGCGAUAAGCCAGUCAAAGGCAAUUCCGUGAGCAUACUCGUGGUUUUAUCAUUCUUCACCAUUUGUAGUAUACGAUUAUUUAUGAGGAUAUUCGU